UCUUGUUUGGGUGAGAAAGCGUAAAAGUGACCCAGCCCCUCGUCCGACGUGUUAUAUGUCGUUGCUCUGCUGUAGUCAGAUGAGUUUGCUUUAGACUUGAGGAUGGAGAGCUACACGCAGUUUCUCAUUUUCUUCAUUCUGGCGUUGGCGGUCGGUUUUGUGUCGAUCGCGUUCGUUUUAACGUGGGUUUUACAUUACAAAGAGGGGCUCGGCUGGGACGGAGGAGAGGCUGAGUUUAACUGGCACCCGUUGUUAAUGGUGAUCGGGUUUAUUUUUCUUCAAGGAAUCGCAAUUUUAGUGUACAGGCUGCCAUGGACCUGGAGGUGCAGCAAGCAGAUGAUGAAGCUUAUCCACGCAGGGCUGCACAUUCUCGCCUUCAUCUUGGCUGUCAUUUCUGUGGUGGCUGUGUUUGAUUUCCACAAUGCAAAAAACAUUCCCAAUAUGUACAGUCUGCACAGCUGGAUUGGUCUGGCUGCUGUCAUACUCUACCCAGCCCAGAUAGUUAUGGGCAUUGCCGUCUAUCUGAUACCUGCAACUCCAGUGUACGUGCGUGCAGCUCUUAUGCCUGUGCACAUCUACAGCGGCCUGUUCGUCUUCACCAGUGUAAUAGCCACAGCUCUCAUGGGCAUCACAGAGAAACUCAUAUUUGGCCUGAAGAACCCUGGUUAUAAAGACUCUCCACCAGAAGCUGUUUUGGUAAAUGUUCUUGGGCUGCUCAUUGCUGCAUUUGGUGGCCUUGGUCUCUGGAUUGCUACUCGCCCCUCUUGGAAGAGGCCAAGAGAAGAAAUUGCACAAACUGUGAGCAAUAACAGCACAAGCCCAGAGGACAUCAAAGUGGGUACCGUCAUGACUACAAGAACUGACCAAGAAUCCAGCCUUGAGACACGUAGACGCAACGGAAAAGCAGAAGAGUCUGGAUAAACAAAGAGUUUGAAAAAAAUAGUGGGUUUUAGUUCAGAAGAACAGCAUUUUUCCAAACAAUUUGUUUGAUAUGUUGAAAGUUAUUCAGAAAAACUUCACACUACGUAUUACUUUAAUAUCAAUGCUAAAAUCUCUGCUGUUGUGGAAGGGGAUUUUAAACUGACAGCUGUCUUUGCGCUGUAUUAUCUCUCAGAAUAUAUAGAUGUGUGUACUGUCCCUUUCUGCUGCUUUUAAAGAUUUGUCUUUUUUAGAUAUGUUAAA
Messenger RNA from Labeo rohita (rohu), 1182 nucleotides. RefSeq names its product plasma membrane ascorbate-dependent reductase CYBRD1. Lineage: Eukaryota; Metazoa; Chordata; Actinopteri; Cypriniformes; Cyprinidae. The record is from RefSeq and is a predicted model, not a curated record. The transcript is spliced from 4 exons. Bases 103 to 921 code for a protein of 272 amino acids. Gene Ontology annotation, molecular function: oxidoreductase activity. Gene Ontology annotation, cellular component: lysosomal membrane.